Tricharina praecox is the source of this 1049-nucleotide messenger RNA. RefSeq names its product integral membrane protein DUF106-domain-containing protein. The transcript has 5 exons. Gene Ontology annotation, cellular component: EMC complex; membrane. Gene Ontology annotation, biological process: protein folding in endoplasmic reticulum. The record is from RefSeq and is a predicted model, not a curated record. Bases 80 to 868 code for a protein of 262 amino acids. NCBI's taxonomy places the organism in Eukaryota, Fungi, Ascomycota, Pezizomycetes, Pezizales, Pyronemataceae.
UGCCCGUUCCUGACGUGAAGAUGUCCGCUCGUCCACAACUACAACCACCGCAACUCACGACGACCACGACGGAAAAGCCAUGGCCGACGUACAGAACCAGAUGAUCCUUCGCGACCCCCAGUUAUUCUACUGGAUCCUAUUCCCGAUCACCGGUGUUAUGAUCCUCACUGGUGUGUUACGGCACUAUGCGACGGUGCUCAUGCAAUCCGAUCCGAAGAAGCAAGACAUCAAGGCACUCCGCGAGCAACGCAACCUCCUCCACGGCAUCAAUCUCCGCCAAAACCUCAACCAGAUCCCCUUCUCGUCCUUCGUCUCGCGUAAGAACGCCCUCGUCGCCGCCUACAAGCGCGGCGAGUACCUGAAGGACCCCGGGGCGGUCGGCCAGCCCGCCCCGAACCCCAUGACCGACCCCGCCGGCAUGGACCAGAUGAUGAACAUGCUGAAGGGGAACAUGGCCAUGAUUGUGCCGCAGACGUUGAUCAUGGGCUGGAUCAACGCCUUCUUCUCGGGCUUCGUCAUCAUGAAGCUGCCGUUCCCGCUCACCAUCCGCUUCAAGAGCAUGCUGCAGAGCGGUGUCGCCACGAGAGACCUCGACGUUAGAUGGGUCUCCAGUCUGUCCUGGUACUUCCUCAACCUGUUUGGUCUCCGCUCCGUGUUCAAUUACAUCUUGGGCAGCGAUAAUUCUGCCGACCAGAUGGCCGCCCAGAUGCAGCAGAUGAGUCCCGGUACCGGCGGUGCGAGUAUCUUCGGCCCCGGCCAGGACCCGAACAAGAUGUUCAUCGCAGAAGUGGAGAACCUCGAGGUUGCGGGUGGUCAACAUGAGUGGGUGCUGAAUGGCGUCGAAGAUAGGCUUCUGGCUAUGGCGUGAUGAUGUGUACAGUGGUGGGUUAGACUAGAUAAUAAUGUGGGAUCACUUGCGCUUUUGGAUACCUCUUGUUUGAGAUGUAGUUAAUGAAGUCGUUUGCUUCCCCAACCAGCGUAAUUAUCAUCUUAUAUCACUCGAAAUAGCGAAUCAAAGUACAUUCGCGCCUCCCAGGCGCUAUUAAGUU